GAUGAUCAUCCAUAUAUUCCUAGAGGCGCAACCGAUAGUCGUGCACCGUGUCCCGCCCUCAAUACACUCGCUAACCACGGGUAUCUGCCACGCAACGGCAGAAAAAUAUCCCAGUGGGACCUCAUACGAGCGUUGCAACAAGGAUACAACUGCUCCCUCCCACUGGCUAUCUUCUUGACGUGGGGAGGGUACUUACUGCUCGCCCAAUUCGGCCAUAUCAGCCUGGAUGACUUACGCAGACAUGAAUACAUCGAGCACAAAGCGUCAUUGGUGCACGGGGACGCAGUGGACGAUGAAGAAUAUGCUCCAAAUGCCGUUGUGCCUGAGCUUAUCGAGGAGUUCAUGAGGGAUGCAGAUGACAGCAAGUUCGAUGCCAGGGCCAUAGCUCGGGCUAGGGUUCGGAGAGAGGCGACGUAUACCACGCCGAUGGAUGCAUUGCAUGCUGAGCUAGCUCGGGGAGAAGUGGCGCUUGUCUUGGGUAUCUUCGGCGGGCGAGACGAACGUGUGGAUGCGGAUACGCUGCGUAAUUGG
Messenger RNA from Gloeophyllum trabeum ATCC 11539, 531 nucleotides. RefSeq names its product Cloroperoxidase (gene HTP2). Lineage: Eukaryota; Fungi; Basidiomycota; Agaricomycetes; Gloeophyllales; Gloeophyllaceae. The transcript has 2 exons. The annotation marks the transcript as partial. Gene Ontology annotation, molecular function: peroxidase activity. The record is from RefSeq and is a predicted model, not a curated record.